AUGAUUUUUCCACGAUAUGGUUAUAAAAUUCAAUCAAAAAUGUACAAAACAGUUACAACGAAAUGCAUUUUGAAGUCUCGAAAAAUUGCUUACCCAUCAUUCCACAUUCAAAAUGGAUGCGCCCAUGUUGUAAACAAAUUGUUGGGUCAAGGGGCCCACCGGGCUUCAUUACUAACUAAAUACCUUUGAUCUACCGGAAGGUCUACCCCUGGCGGCGUGCGGUGUCCAAUCGCACGAGUUGAUAUUUCGUAGGGUAUUAUAUUGACCGUUACGUCGGCCGAACUGAUAUCCUAUGGCGCUGUUUGUAUAUUUAUAAGGGGGUCCAAUCGACCAUGGCGAGCCGGCUCUGUCUUCUGGUUCUCUCCGGGCUGCCAGGGUCGGGGAAAACCAGCCUGGCGCGAAAAUUGCAGGAGUCCUGGCAGUCGGAGGUGGCCGUGGUGCACGUCUGCUACGACGAGCUCAUCCCGGAGGACCUGAAGCUCGAAAGGCCGGAGGAAGACGAAGGGGAGGAUCGCAACGGCGAUCAACAGGCCGUCAGUUUGUGGAAACAACACAGAAGAGCUAUCCACCAUAAUGUAGAGAAGUUACUCAGGAAAUCCAAGAGCUUGCCAGAAGAGGAGAACUCUACAGACGUCCUUCCAGACUUAGAUGCCAAGUUCCUGAAGUGUGCCAAAUUUGCAGAAAGAAAUGGCAGAGGAGGGGGCGACAACAAUGCAGAUCUAGAGAGACAGUCUUCCCUUGUAGUGAUCAUAGAUGACAAUAUGUACUACCGCAGUAUGAGAUAUCACUACUAUCAACUAGCUAGAAAAUAUACUAUUGGCUUCUGCGAAGUCUUCCUCCACUGUGACGUGGAAACAGCUCUGAAGAGGAAUAUGGAAAGACAAAGUCCUGUUGCUAGGGAGACUGUGGUUGCCAUGGCAACAAAGAUAGAACCACCCAACCCCAACAGGCACUCCUGGGAAGUGAUGUCAUUCAAUUAUGAGCAGGCAACUACUACAGAUGAGGAGACAGCACUUGAGGAGAUCCGUGAGCUUGUUGCAGUAGCAAUAGCCAAUCCCGUGUUGGCCAUCCCUGAAGAAAACAUGGAAGAAAAGGAGCAGAGUCGGCUGAUCUGCUCCAUGAAUGUGCUACACCAGGCUGACCAGAUCCUCAGAAAGUGCAUCUCUGACGUCAUGGGGUCGGCUAAAGCUGACAACAGGAUGGGUAAGGCAGAGCUGAAGAUUCUUGGCAGACAGCUGAAUAAGAUCCGUGCGGAGCUCCUGGACGACCUGAAGCACCAGAAGCUGCAGCUGCCUCCCAUCGAGUCUGUGGGGCCGCAGCCUGGCGCAGAGCAGGAGGGGGACAUGUCCAGCUGCUCCUCUCUCACAGACCUGGACUCUCCCACAGAGGUGGAGGUCAUCGAGGUCAAGACACUGGAGGGGUACAUCCUGAGACUGUUCAGGGAGAGAAGGGCUGCCAACCCCGGCACCAAGUCGACCUAACUCAGCACCUCUCUAACAUACUCAUCAACACAUCGACUAAAGAAUGGUGGUCAGAUUUAACGAUUGCUUUCCAUGUUGGUUUGUACACAGAGCAGAAGUCACUGAUGAUAUCAUUCAGGACCUGGUGUGUUCUGCUGAACCAUGAUAGUCCAGCUUUUCUGAAGUUUCUACAGUGUAUUAUGUAUUUAUGUAUAAUGUAGAGUUUUUAUCAGUAGGAGCAAAGUUGAAUGUGAUCUGUAGAUUUGUUGCACAAUUUUUUUUAGCCUCAAUCAUGCAAAUUCUAUUAUUGACAACAAAGCAGCUAAUGUAACUGUAGUUUUUAGAUUUGAUACAUACAUGACAGGUUCUUUGUAGAUAUUGUAAUGAUAUUAUUAGAUUUAUUAUUUGUUAUAUGACUGUUUCUGAAUAUGUACUUAGUACUUCAUACAUUUACGUUGCAAUAGAAAAAAGAUAGUAGCUCUGCAUCAGUAUGAGUUGUUGUUUUUUUUUAUCAGGAAAGCAGCUAGAACAGGUUUGUUGUUCUUUAUUUAUUAUUGACCUAUAAUAGGUGCACUAGUCUCUGUGUUUAUUUUUCUAUUUUCAUUUCCAUCUGAGUUGUACACGUAUGUUGUUGAUAUAUGAGAUAUCAUAGUUUGUGUAAAGAUGUGGUAUAAGACUGUAGCAUUAGAUAUAUAUUAUUAUUAAUGUCAAGAAUGUUAUUAAGAAAUUAAAUGUUAUCAUUAGACAUUCUAUCAAACUUAUACAUGCAGCAUAUAAAGACAUGUCGUCUGGAGCAUGUUUCCAUGUUGAUUGUGAAAACUCAGAUAUUCACUGUACGUCUCAUUCUGAUAUGCACGACCUCAGAAACAAAGCAAUGCUGAGGUACACACAUAUAUUAUACUGCAUUGGUGUUUGUUUCUUGCAAUUGGUCUGACUUUUCAACCAUCAUUACUCUAGAGUACAAAAAAAUGUAUAUCUGAUUCAGUAGAGCUGUAGUGUGGUGUUCUGUGCAUGGCUGUUCCAGUACCCUGGAAGUCAAGCAUUUAGUUCAUGCAUGCACACUACUGCCAUCACAUUGCCAAGGGAAAAGUCACAUUCAUUGGAAUGUAUGUGGGUCACAUGUC
Molecule: messenger RNA, 2584 nt
Organism: Branchiostoma belcheri (Belcher's lancelet)
Lineage: Eukaryota; Metazoa; Chordata; Leptocardii; Amphioxiformes; Branchiostomatidae
Product: L-seryl-tRNA(Sec) kinase-like
Exons: 6
Coding region: 333-1481 (382 amino acids)
Molecular function (GO): kinase activity; tRNA binding
Source: RefSeq, a predicted model, not a curated record